This is a messenger RNA of Histoplasma mississippiense, 1128 nucleotides long. RefSeq lists its product with no specific name. The transcript has a single exon. Gene Ontology annotation, biological process: DNA replication, removal of RNA primer. The record is from RefSeq and is a predicted model, not a curated record. Gene Ontology annotation, molecular function: RNA-DNA hybrid ribonuclease activity; nucleic acid binding. NCBI's taxonomy places the organism in Eukaryota, Fungi, Ascomycota, Eurotiomycetes, Onygenales, Ajellomycetaceae. Bases 1 to 1128 code for a protein of 375 amino acids.
AUGAUCACACGAGGAAGAGGGGCUGGAACCCGGCAGCGCUCAAAGACCAAGAUCCAGCGGUUGGGGGCGCUGCUACCUGCAGUCAAUAGACCCACACUUGCCAUCCCACACUACUCAGAGGGAUGCGGGACAGACCCCACAGAGGGUGUAGACAAAAAGAGUGCUGCUCAGGCAUUCAAGGAAUGGUGGAGAAGUCAACCCUCAACAGAUCUAUAUGUUUUCUCAGAUGGAUCAGAACGGAACCUUGACAACAGCAGGCAGGUGAGCUAUGGCUUCAUAGUCUGUCAGGGAAAUAAACAGCUGGCCAGCUUCUCAGCUGCGCUGAGCCCUAUGUCACAUGUCUUCGACGCUGAGGCAGUUGGUGCCUGCCGGGCAUUAGAGUGCACUGUGAAGCUCCUACCUUGUGUCACAGAGGACGGCAGCAACCCUCAGAUCUGGCUCUGCCUCGACAACACCUCAGUCAUCUGGGGCAUACGGGGCAGUGCAGCAGCCUCCUCAAACUGGGCCUACAACCGCUGCCAUGAGCUCCUCAGACAGCACAAUGUCGGCCUGAAGUGGGCUCCUGGGCAUAUGGGGAUAGAGGGCAAUGAGGAAGCAGACCGCUUGGCUAAGCAGGCAGUCUCAUCCACUGCAGCCCCAGCCUAUGGUCUCGAGGCCACACCCACAGUCAGUGGGGUCCGCACAGUGGCCAAGCAGCUCAGCCAAGAGGCAAGGCGAAAGUGGUGGAGUGGAGCCUGUGGCAAGCUCUCUGACUGGUACCGGGGCUGGAGUUUCAGCAGGCCGACUGUGGAGUACCAAGUGAAGGCCCCUCCGGAGCUCACCAUGCCACGGCAUGCCCUUCACCGCUGGCUCGCACUCCGCUCCUCUCAUGGGGACUUCUCCUGGUACCACAGGCGUUUCCAGCAUGCAGAUGCGAGGCUCACCUGUGUCUGUGGACACAACAAGAGCCCAGAACAUUUGGUGCUCUGUCGACACUCACAGAGGCACUUUCUUCACUGGCCCAAGAGGCCAGCAGCACGGCCACACAACCGGGCGACAGCUGUUGCCUAUCUAGGGUCUCUGACCCCUACAGACUUUGUAGAACUGCUGGACUGCACGCAGUUCUACACACGGUACUGCACAAGGUAA